Molecule: messenger RNA, 2652 nt
Organism: Physella acuta
Lineage: Eukaryota; Metazoa; Mollusca; Gastropoda; Physidae
Product: histone-lysine N-methyltransferase EZH2
Biological process (GO): heterochromatin formation
Cellular component (GO): nucleus; ESC/E(Z) complex
Molecular function (GO): histone H3K27 methyltransferase activity; protein binding; chromatin binding
Source: RefSeq, a predicted model, not a curated record
AAUAUAAAAAUAAAAAGCCCAGCCUUGAAAAAGUAGUAGAAUCUAGUCUAGAAUCUUUAGAUCUAGAUUUAGAUUCUAGGAUCAGAUCUAGAAUCUAGACUAAAUCUAGAAUCUAUUAUAACAGGUCUGGCUGCUACUUAAAAUGGCUGUAGCUGAAGGGGCGUGUCACACACGAAGUGGAGCCCAGAGACUUCUGCAGGCAUCAUCAGCAAUUGCUCCACCCUCACCCAACAACAGCGUUAGUGAACCUUUCAUUCUGGGAGUUGUGGACUGGAAGAAACGGGUCAAGGCUGAGUACACUCGCUUAUGUUAUCAAAGGAAGGACAGGCGUGCUGAUGAGGUCAAGAAUGCCUUUGCUGCAAACAGAAUAGAAAUAGAAAAAGAGCUGGCUGAAGAAGAAGAGUGGUUGUCUAAACAGUCUAUACAAAAACUAAUUGUGCCAGAAAUAUUACCAGGGAGAUCAGCUAAAAAAUGUGAAGUAACUAGUGGUAUGGGUUUCCCAACACAGUCUGGGCCAUUAAAGACAAUGAUGCCUGUCAAAUCUAUACCUACAAUGUAUAGCUGGGCCCCAGUCCAGCAAAACUUUAUGGUAGAAGAUGAAACAGUUCUACACAACAUUCCAUACAUGGGCGACGAGCUGCUGGAUCAGGACACAUCAUUCAUUGAAGAACUGCUGAAAAAUUACGAGGGACGCGUGCACGGAGAGAGGAAUUCUGGGAUUGGGGAUGAUUUGUUUUUAGAGCUGGUCAACUCAGUGGCCCAGCAGUACAGGGCAGAAAAUGGAGAAGAAAAAGUGAAACGAGAAGUAAAAGAUGGAAAAGAAGAGUUUAUGGAUGUUGCUUCUAUUCCUAUUGAAGUGUUUGAGGCUAUUUGUGCAGCAUUUCCUGACCAGGGUGGAACUGUGGAAGAAUUAAAGGAAAAGUACAAAGAACUAGUCGAAGCCCAGAAAGUUUGUUUACAAGACGUCCCCCCUGAAUGUACACCUAACAUUGAUGGGCCCAAGGCACAGUCUGUCCCUAGAGAGCAAACGAUGCACUCAUUCCAUACGCUGUUUUGUCGACGUUGCUUCAAAUAUGACUGCUUUUUACACCCCUAUCACCCAACACCAAGUAUGUUGUCUAGAAAGAUGCCUGAGAAAAAAACAAAACUGGAGCAUUGUGGUCCUGACUGCUACCUCUACCUGAUAAACUCUAAAGACCCAAAAGCAGAGGAAAAAGAAACCAAAGAAAAGGAGAAUCAGAAAGAGGCUGGGAGGGCCUCACCUAACAGGCCAGAGGUGAAUGGCAGGAAACGCAAGGCCAACAAUGGCAGCAGUGUUGCAAGCAGUGAGAACAGCGAGGAGAGCAAUAAUGCUGAUGAUGUUGAUAUAAAAUUUCCACCUCGCCUGAGCCCAACAGCAGAAGAAUGGUCUGGAGCUGAGGAGUCUUUGCUGCGUGUAUUGGCGGAUGUGUUCCGCAGUAACUACUGUUCCAUAGCACGUCUGAUUGGUUCAAAAUCUUGUCAGCAGGUGUAUAGAUUUGCUGUGAAGGAAGAAGCUCACAUCCCUGAUUUGAAUGAGGAGACAACACAGACUCCACCAAGGAAGAAGAAGAAGAAGCAAAGCAGAUUGUGGUCCAUGCAUUGUCGCAAGAUUCAGCUCAAGAAGGACGGGUCAAGCAAGACUGUGUACAACUACCAGCCGUGUGACCACCCUGGUCAGCGAUGCGAUGAAACCUGUCCUUGCAUCAUGGCACAAAAUUUCUGUGAGAAAUUCUGUCAGUGUAGCUCUGAUUGUCAGAACAGAUUUCCUGGCUGUCGCUGUAAAGCCCAGUGUAAUACGAAGCUGUGUCCCUGUUUCCUGGCUGUCCGAGAGUGUGACCCUGACCUCUGUCAGACGUGUGGGGCAGAUCAGUUUGAAACACCCAAGAUUUCCUGCAAGAAUGUCAGUGUACAGAGGGGCAUGAGAAAACAUCUUCUACUGGCACCUUCUGAUGUAGCUGGCUGGGGAAUAUUCCUCAAGGAACCAGCAGAGAAAAAUGAAUUUAUCUCAGAGUACUGUGGAGAGAUAAUUUCUCAAGAUGAAGCUGACAGACGUGGCAAAGUUUAUGACAAGUACAUGUGUAGUUUCCUGUUUAAUCUAAACUACGAUUUUGUGGUGGAUGCCACAAGAAAAGGCAACAAGAUACGUUUUGCCAACCACUCCAUCAACCCUAACUGUUACGCCAAGGUCAUGAUGGUCAACGGGGAUCACCGUAUAGGGAUAUUUGCCAAGCGACCAAUCCAAGCAGGGGAAGAGCUGUUCUUUGAUUACAGGUAUGGCCCAACAGAGCAGCUAAGAUUUGUGGGGAUUGAGAGAGAUGGCAUGAUAUGAAAUGUAUUUUUAAAACUUUGAUAUCACCUUGUCUGGUGUUAUGUUGUAGAGAAUUUAAUGUUAACAAAACUUUGAGUUGUUGUAAUUUUUGUAUGUGAAAGAAAAAAAGUAUCAUUUUACCAUACAUUUUUUAAAGUAGUUUAUCAUGUUAAAAUUUGAUAAAUACAUUUAUGAAACAGUUCCUAAAAUUAUAGACAUAAUUUAUAUGGCUUUAUUUUAGAUCACUUUGUUUAUUAUGUCUUUUAUGAAAUGUUUAGUGUAUAUAAUUUGUAAUGAUACAACUCAUUAAAAUCAAGUUACAU